AUGAAGCUGAAAGUCAAGGAAGCCGACAAAAAGAAGAAAAAGCAGGCCAAGAUUGAUCAAAUUUUAGAUGAAGUUGCCGAUUCCGAUUCUGAUGACCAAGUACAAGUUAGUCCACACAACUCCACUCUCGCACUCUUUCAUCCAGUUGGCAAGAGAUGCUCCGACUUAGGACCCGAGACGCAAGCCCUCACAUCGAACACACUCCAACUGUAUGAGAGAGGAGAAAAGGGACAAAAUAUUGUUUUCCUAAAAGACUCCAAGUCAGCUCUUCAGGCUCUCUCAGCAGGUCCAUCAGACAUCUUAACGAGACAGCUGCUGGAAAACAUCAAUCUUCUGUCUGAGAACAGCAAUGUAGCAUUUCAAUGGAUUCCUGCACAUGUGGGCAUAGCCGGAAAUGAAGCUGAGGACAAACCUGCAAAGGAAGCCACCAAGCAAAUACAGCCCCAAGCUCCAACUUCAUACAGAGAAGCUCAAACUCUGUUGAAGAACAGCCUUGUGUCGGACGGGAAGAACAUAAAUAGAGGCUACCUGCCCAAUCAUGACAGUUUACACAAGUUAAUCAAGCACAGCCAACAACUCCGUCUGCGCACUGGACACCUUGGCCUGAGAAAACAUUUGAAGAAGUGUUGCAGAGACAGCUAA
Mercenaria mercenaria is the source of this 642-nucleotide messenger RNA. RefSeq lists its product as uncharacterized. Gene Ontology annotation, molecular function: RNA-DNA hybrid ribonuclease activity; nucleic acid binding. The record is from RefSeq and is a predicted model, not a curated record. NCBI's taxonomy places the organism in Eukaryota, Metazoa, Mollusca, Bivalvia, Venerida, Veneridae. The coding region runs from base 1 to 642 and encodes 213 amino acids. The transcript has 2 exons.